This is a messenger RNA of Malaclemys terrapin pileata, 3687 nucleotides long. RefSeq names its product ankyrin repeat domain 10 (gene ANKRD10). The coding region runs from base 1310 to 2539 and encodes 409 amino acids. The transcript has 6 exons. The record is from RefSeq and is a predicted model, not a curated record. NCBI's taxonomy places the organism in Eukaryota, Metazoa, Chordata, Testudines, Emydidae. Gene Ontology annotation, molecular function: protein binding.
CAACAGCUCUUCUCCUUUCAUAUUUAAUUGAAAAUGCUUGAUGAGACAAAAUACAUUAAGCCAUAAAUUCAUCAAUUUUGCAAAGCCAGUUUUUAUACCCAGGGACCUUACACCACUCAUCAUUUUAAGUACAAUAGUCCUUUUUCCUUUUCACAAUAUCUUGGAACCGCCACCACCAUAUCAUCCAUUUUGAAAAAUGGAUGUUCCUUUUGAAAGUGCAAAAUUCUGUUCUUGCUCAGGAUCCAGAAUUCUGUUUGGUUGUUGUGAGAUAGCAUUGAUUUUAUGGUAACUACGGAAUAUAAGUUGCAGCAGCAGCAGCACAAUUGGAUGGAGGAGAGAUGGCAAGUGUGCAUUUUCUCACCACUUCAAACACCAGCUGGACUAUAAAUAGCCUUGGCAGAAUUCAUUUUUUUCUUUAUAAUUCCAACCAUUUAUUUUUGAGCUUUAUUCUAUUUAACAAUGUAGCUGUUCAAAGCUGUGGGAAAGGGAAGAUCCGACAACGAAACUGAUGGCAGUGGAUAGUGAAAGUCAAAAAGUUAGAACUUUAUGACAAACACAAAUUCUCAACAUCACGUCAAUGGAUACAAAUUAAACAGCCUUAAAGCCAAUUGUGAUACGGUCUCAAGCAGCAUUUUUCUAACUGUGCCUAGCACAGGUGCUGGAACUAGGGGGGCUCCCGCAUCCCAGGGCUUGAAGUGGUUUCCAUUAUAUACACGAUUUACAGUUUGCUUCAGUGGCUCUCAGCGCCCUCACUGUACAAACGGUUCCAGGCCCCCCUUGCCUAGCUGUGAAUUGCCAUUAGCGAUGGGUAGAUUUGGUUCGAUUCGGACUCUCCAGGAAUGCCCGGAACUAAUGCGAGGCUGCCCACGAUCAGCCUGAGGCACCGUUCCACACCCGCCCUGCAGCGGCGCCUGUGACGCUUCUCUGGGCUGCACGUUGCAGCCCCCGGAGACCCAUCUUAGUGCCCGCGGCCCCCUGAUCUGCGAGGCCCUGCGCGGCACCGGGCGAUCGGCCUUGCGUCAUCACAGGGGCAACGCUCCGAGGCUGCGCGCGCUCCCUCCAGUUCCCGGUCAAGCUCGCGGCCCGGGGCCAAAGCGGCACCAACGGCUGGCGGCCUGCAGGCGGUGACAGGGGGAGGAGCCGCAGGAACACCCAGCGCUCGCGCGGCUCCCGGCCAACCGCUCCCCUCCCCGCGCGCUCCGCCCACGCCGCUCGGGGAGGAGCCACGCGCCCGCCCCGCCUGGUUCUUUGUGCUCGGAGUCGGUCGGGACUCAGCAGCAGCCUCGAGUCUCCGUCGCCCCCGAUCACCAUGUCGUUGGGAGUCGGCCCGGAGGCGGGAUUCUCCAGCGAGGAGCUGCUGACCCUGCGCUUCCCCCUGCACCGCGCCUGCCGCGACGGGGACCUGCCCACCCUGUGCGCGCUGCUGCAGGGCUCGCCCCGCUCCGACCUGGCCGUCGAGGACUCCUUCUACGGCUGGACACCCAUCCACUGGGCCGCGCACUUCGGCAAGCUGGAGUGUCUAAUGCAGUUAGUGAGAGUUGGCGCUACUGUAAAUGCCUGUACAACACGUUUUGCCCAAACACCAGCCCAUAUUGCUGCUUUUGGAGGACAUCCUCAGUGCCUGAUCUGGUUGGUUCAAGCAGGGGCCAACAUAAACAAGCAGGAUUAUGUUGGUGAAACCCCUAUUCAUAAAGCAGCACGAUCUGGUAGUAUGGAUUCCAUAAGUGCCCUUGUAGCUCAUGGAGCUCAAAUAGACUUGAGAAAUGCCAGUGGACUGACAGCAGCAGAUCUUGCACAUACCCAGGGCUUCCAAGAGUGUGCCCAGUUUCUCUUGAAUCUCCAGAACUGUCACCUGAACCGUUUCUUUAGCAAUGGCACGUUAAAUGGAGGUCCCAAUCCAGUCAAUGGUGGGACAAGUCGAAAGAGAUCCUUUGAAGAUGUGGAUUCUGCUGGAGUAAAGAAAGCUAGGACUGAAGCUCAUAGCUUUGAUGGCUUAAUACCAAUGAUGAAUGGAGGAAAUGAGGAUGAUGCUGACAAUAUGCACAUUGAUAAAGAGCUUGCUGUUGUAUCAGAUAUGAAUAGCAGUAGCUCCGUUUUGAAUGCAUUGACAAAUGGAUGUACCAUCAAUGGACAUUUGGACUUCACCGCCAUAACACAGUUCAAUGGAAUGGAUGCCAGGCAUGAAGAAUGUUUAACAUUAAUACCUAAUGGAAUAACUCCUGGUGUCGCUUCUGCCAAUAGGCACAGAAUUCACACCAGUAAUGGUACUGAAGAACCAGAAAAAGUCAUGAAUACUUCUGCCGAUAUGUGUGGUUCACUGCAUCUGAAUGGAAGCCCAAGUAGCUUUGUGUCUAACAGGCCCUCAUGGGUUGAAGAUCUUGGAGAUACUUUGCACUAUGGACAUUAUCAUGGUUUUGGGGAUACUGCUGAAAGCAUCCCUGAACUUAACAGUGUUGUUGAGCAUUCCAAUUCUGUUAAAGUUGAACAGAAAUACGAUAAUACUGUCUUAGGCACAAUGUAUCUUUAUCAUGGUUCCUAAAUCAACAUAUUCUUGUUUGUCAAAUUCAUGUUGAAAUUGCUAGCAAAUGUGACAAAAAAUUCUCACCUAGCAUUAAAUCUGAAGAAUGCAACUAUUACUAUUUUUACACUUUGUUUAUAUAAAAAGUAAACCUUUCAUUUGACAGUCUUCUACUAUAGUUCUAAUUUGUUGCAUGUAUGGGGCUUAUUUAGUGAUGCAAGUAGGUGGUGUUACAAUGAAAUGUUUAUUCUUUGCAUUUUACUAUGGAAUGUUGUGGUUUUGUACUUUUUUUUUUAUUUUUAUUUUUUUUAUUUCCAAGCUAGUGAACAUUAUCUUUCCCCUUUUUUAAAAAUGUUUUCCCUCUUAUUAAUAUGAUCACACUGUAUUGAAUUUUGUGCAGAAAACAAGUUGUGUGUUUGUGCAUCACUCUUGAAGUAAAUAUUUUCCUUUUUUGUAUUUUCUGCUGAAGCUAUGGUAGCAACAUCAAUGCCAGCUGUCACUAUGCAAGGUUUGAAAAGUGGUGUUCUUAAAGGAGUUUCUCUGAUUUACAAAUUUGUGCGUUUAAUAGAAUUGAAAGUUCAUCUUUACUUUCUAUGACAAAUUAAAUGUUAAAAAUGCAACGACAAACUUUUGAAAAAUGUUUCACUUUAAUGUAGCAUAGGAAUUAUUUUCUUCUUUGUUAGGGCCCUUUGCAUUAUAGAAGUGGAAAAGCAGAUUACCCAUAUUGGUUGCAAGUCACGGUUGGUUCUGAUUUUUGGCCUUUUUUAUUUUGCUUCUCUACUUUAAAUGUGUGCUUGAUAUUUUACCAUAGCUCACAGCCUGGAGGCAUGUUGGCACUGUUUUUGCUUUUUAUGCAAUUUAAAAUUACUGCUACUUGUUAUAGAAAUCGUCAGGUCAAAAUAUUUGACUGAUUUUGAUAUACUGUACAUAUAUUUUGUUUGCUUUGUGUUUUUUUUACAACUGCUUUGAAAAUCUAAUGCUGUGUAUAUCUAGCCAGUUAAGAUACUUUUAGGGCUAUGUUAACUGAAAAUACAUUGUAUUUAAAGCUUAUUACAAAAGUAAACAUUCAUACAAGUGCUCUGUACAAACAUUAAAUAAUGUAAGAUACUACUUUUGUGAUUUGAUAAACGAACGGUGGGAGAAUAUAUUAAACAAGAGAAAGCCAGUAA